AUGAGGAAAACAUUAUUUAUUUCACUGGCAUCUAUUGCCUCGCUUUCUGUGACAUGGGCACUACCUGCAGCAGAAGUUGUCCCUUCCGCUCUCGAAGAACGGCAGACUUGUGCCAACACCGCAACAACCAGAAGUUGUUGGGGUCAAUAUUCGGUAUCUACGAACUCCUACACUACUGUUCCAAGCACUGGCGUAACCAGAGAGUACUGGCUGGUUGUUCAGAACACAACUAUCAGUCCCGUUGGAGUCGCCCGCUCGACCCUCAACUUCAAUGGUACUAUCCCGGGACCUCAAAUUACGGCAAAUUGGGGUGAUGAUAUUAUCGUACACUUUACAAAUAAGCUCACGAACAACGGGACAUCUAUACACUGGCAUGGUAUGAGACAACUGAACAAUGCUCAGUACGAUGGUGUCCCAGGAGUUACUCAAUGUCCAAUUGCCCCUGGAGGCACUCUUACAUACAAGUUUCACGCGGACAACUAUGGUAGCUCUUGGUAUCACUCCCAUUUCAUUCUCCAAUAUGGCGAUGGACUAUUUGGUCCUCUAGUUAUCAACGGUCCUGCAACCGCCAACUACGAUGUGGAUCUCGGUGCGUUGUUCCUAAAAUUGGAAUCAUGUGCCUGUCCAAUCGCUCUGGGACAAAGCCAAGACAGGAGCACCCCCAACUCUCAUUACCGGUCUCAUGAACGGGACAAACACUUACAACGGAGCCGAUUGGUCAAUACAGCGGUAGAUGGCCAUAUGCAAUUCUCCAUUGAUGGACACAGCUUCGCCAUCAUAACAAACGACUUUGUGCCAAUCGUUCCAUACAACGCUACCAGUCUUUUAGUUAGCAUCAAUCAACGAUAUAAUAUCAUCGUCACGGCAAAUGCUGCGGUUAGCAACUACUGGAUUAGAUCAGUAUGGCAAACAGCAUGUUCCGGCAACACCAAUGCUGCCAAUAUCACUGGCAUUCUCAGAUAUGUAGGUUCGAGCGUCACAGCUGACCCCACAACAACCACUACGGUUGUAACAAGCACAAGUUGUGUGGACGAACCCUUGGCCAAUCUUGUCCCACGGGUACCGCUCAAUCCCACUGCUAGUUAUAUCAUACCAAUAACAUUGACUGCGGCGGGUGGUACAUUGUUAUUCAAUGAAAGUUCUUUAUAUCUCAAUUGGACCGAUCCUACACUUCUCACCAUCUUGAAUGGUGGAAAUAUUUGGCCCACUGAUUACAAUGUUAUUCCAGUCACAACCACCACAGCAAACCAAGGAUGGGGCUGUUCUCGCUAUCUCAGGACCCAAUGGGUAAGCUUCCCCCACUCCCUCAUUACAAAUCCCACUAACCCCAUAACCUCCAGCCCCAACCAUCCCAUCCACCUCCACGGCCACGACUUCUGGACUCUGUCCCAAGGCGCCGGCGCCUACACCAGUGCCACGGCGCUCAACCUCGUGAACCCUCCCCGUCGCGACGUGAUGACGCUUCCCAGCGGCGGACAUCUCGUCAUCGCCUUCCAAAUAGAUAAUCCCGGUUCCUGGCUCAUGCACUACCAUAUCGCAUGGCACGCUUCCGAGGGCCUGGCUCUACAAUUUGUAGAGACGGAAAGUAGCAUUGUUUCGAAAAUUGGGACGGCCGAUGUCACUAUCUUCCAGGAUACCUGUGCCGCGUGGGACAAAUGGGUUCCUACAGCCUUUCCCGCAGGAUGA
Messenger RNA from Sclerotinia borealis F-4128, 1686 nucleotides. The record is from the annotation of a GenBank genome assembly. Lineage: Eukaryota; Fungi; Ascomycota; Leotiomycetes; Helotiales; Sclerotiniaceae.